CGCAGCUGCGCCAAAUAGUCUUAUUGCCGUUUCUGGGAAAUUUUUCGUUUGAUUUUGUGUUGAAGUGCUUCAUGCAGAAUGGCUGAAGAAGAGCUUGAUGCUGACUACAUCUUGGCAGUGCCGGAGGAAAAUCUGCAUUCUGAUACAUUAGUUUCAAACACAAUCACCCUAGAUGAGGAGGACAUUUUCCAGUGUGGUCGGUGCCGAACCCAGUUCUCCGCUCUCACAGAUUUUGUGCUGCACAAACAGGAAGAAUGUGGAGGAUUGCCAGGAGCGAUGGUAUCCACUCUGGCCCCCUCGCCGCCGCCACCGCCUCCCCCUCCCAGCCUGCGCAGCCCGGAGGAGGCGCCCCGCACUCAGGAGAAGCUGGUCCGCACCUACUGCCGUGCUGCUCCCUCGGUGGUGGACCGGCCACUGACGCACGUGCCAUUGGAUGAUGACGUCACACCGCCCGGGGGCGAUCUGUCUGAGCGCCUCAUCCUCGACAACGACGCCAUGGAGUUCUCCAUCGAGAUCCCCGACUCGGAGGUCCAGACGGUGGCUACCAUCCCCUCUCUGCGCGGCGACGACCCGGCCGCCGUGGCGCUCCUGGAACAGGAGUGUCUGGAGCUGGAUCGGCUCGAUCCAUCCUCCACAGCUCAGACCGCCGCGCCCGCUGCCAAAAACACGUGCGAUGUGUGCCACAAGGCCUUCAGCAAGCGGUUCGACUUGCUGCAGCAUCAGAGGAAGCAUACCGGUGAGAAGCCGUUCCGAUGCCCGGUGUGCGGUCGCUGUUUCACGCAGAAGUCCAACCUCAAACGUCACAUCGAGUCGCACCGCGUGUGGCCUGGCGGCGCGCGUGAGACGCUCCCCUCCGACCCGGCGGCCGCCGGCGGACACCAGUGCCGGCAUUGUGCGCAGACCUUUGACGGAUAUGGCGCGUUCAAGUCACACCUUCGGCAGCAUGACGAGAUCAAGGUGUACCGGUGUCCGCAGCGCGACUGUGGCGCCACCUGUGACGACCAGGACCGCUUCCUGGAGCACCUGCGGCGCCACCACGCGCAGCUCGAGUUCACGUGCCACGUGUGUGGCCACGUGUUCACCUCGCUACGCCUGCUCAGUGAUCACGUGGCGGCCAGUCACGGCGGGCUCGCAGACGGAGAGGAGACGGAAAAGCCCUCGUUUUUCUGCCACCGCUGCCAGAGCCGGUACAGUUCUCUGUCCGCUCUGGAGUAUCACCUUCAGACCAACAGUCACAACUUCACCUGCAAACUCUGCAGUAAGGUGUUCAACUCGGAGCGGUUUCUGCGCCGCCACCUCCAGACCCACUCCUCCACACCGACUUUUACCUGUAAGAAGUGUGGCAAGGCGUUCAACACCCAGGGCUACCUGCGCGCGCACAUGAAGACACACAGCGACCAGAGGCAAUUCGUCUGUGAGACGUGCAAUAAGCGUUUCAAGCGUCGGGACCAGCUGCGUCGCCACCAGGUGAUCCACAGCGAGAAGCGGCUGCUCUGCCCGUUCCGCGCGCACAACGGCUGCUCGCGGACCUUCUCCAGAUCCGACAAGCUGAACCUGCACGUGGUGACGCACGCGGCCGCCCGGCACAAGUGUAAGACGUGCGGCAAGCUCUACAGCAGACAGGACGCCAUGACCAAACACGCCAAACGCUGCGUGCGGAUGGUGCCGUGUGCUACCUGUGGAAAGGAGCUGCCUCCCUCCGAGGUAUCUUCUCACACCUGCCCGGAAAAACAGCUCGACUGUGACGUCAAACUUCCACCAGAGUGUGACGUCAUCAUCACAGAGGACCGCCCACCAUCCGAGGCACCAGUAUCACCACCGCCUCCUCCAUCACCUCCAGGUGAAGUUGACGACCCUCCUCCUGCUGCUCCAUCAGUAGUGGAAGAGGUAGGCACCGGCUCCGAGCCUCCUCUGGUGCUGUAUGUCCCUGUGCAGCUGGAGGAGGGGUCGCGCAUGGAGCUCGUGUCGGCUCUUACUAUUCUGGGCUCGGCGGACAUUGGUGCGUAUGGGGAUCGGGUGUUAUUAGAGGACUCUGUGAUAGCGGCGGAGAGUGUCGAUGUGAUCAUGUCUGAGGCAGGGGCGGACGGAACGUGAUGAGAAGUGAUACUGAACUUUCAGUGUGGGCAAUUGAGAGGAUCUAAACAGCCCUGGUCCGAGCCAAGGACUGGUCAUGUGGAGAGAAACGUAUCGAUAAAACGGGCAGAGAUCAGAGCAUUUUAGCAGAAAAUCGAAAUGGCUGAAAAUCGAAAGAUAUUAUAAAGAAUGGCGCCCUUUGAAUGCGGUACACAAGCUACAGACCAAUAAGUACAACGGGAGAAGAAGAGAAUCGUAUGUGUCAAUCCCAGCUUGGCACGGACUAGCUGUAGCUGCGUGAAUGUUGUGCAUGGUUCAUCGGUGUGCUUUCACAACUGUGUGCCCUUUAUUUAGUGUUCUAUGUGCCCAACACCAUGCCUUUCUGGCAUUUUGAAUCCAUCCGUAGCUCAUCAUGACGUGUGUGAUCCAAACCUGCACAGUGUCAUUUCGAUGGUUAGUACAGCCUAGAAGACGCGCCUAUGCGUCAGUAGCUGGGUAAAUAGCCAAAGCGCCCAACUUGCCUGGCCCGGUCUCAUGGAUAGGUGACUUGAGCCUGGCUGCUUGCUCUAUGCAAGUUUUCUUGUUGCUGGUAUUGUAAGGUCGUUGUGGCUUAUCUGUGUCAAUCCUCAGUGGACGUCGCUUGGUGUUUUCUAUUUCAUCUCACAUGAGUAUCCAAUGUUAUCAAUGUGUUUUAUGUAGUAAAGCGCUUCACAAUAGCCUAAUGUGAAUGCAUGCAUUUGACGUUACAAUCCUGUUGUUUUCAUGUUCCCUAUCCAUUUAAAUCGUUUGCUCUCAGUGCUCUUGCCUAAAGCUAUUCUCGUGGUGGGUUGAUCGCAAGUUUUUUUUAUAUUUCAUGAUGUGGCAUUACAACUUACAAGUGUUAUUUGUAGGAAAAACUGGGUUCCGUGUCUGUUUGGUGUCAUUCCCAUUAGUAUUUGAACAUAAGUAUGUGUUCAGAGUGCAGAUGGCGUUUAAUUUCUUGCACCAAGUGUCCUUCCCCCCCCCCCAAAAAAAAACGUGAAAAUACUUAUUGUGUUACGUUCUUCAUUCGAAGUCUCCCGCCAGAGACUGGACGAUUGUAUGGGCACAAACGGUGGCAUGCUCACUCGGGAACAAAUUGUUUGUUAUUCCGUUAGUAUCGUGCGCCGCUCUCAUCAUAAUUUGCUGGUUAUGGCUGUUACGUUUGCGUUGUGAUUGUUUUGAAUUGUGCUUCACGGUUUUCUGUCUAGGUGUCUGUUUUGUUGAAUGUGCUUGUCGGCAGGUUUGCUGCAUUUAUUCGACUUGAGCUACCACCAAGAACGCUAUUUGUAGCAUGUCAUGUUUCCAAUGGAUCGUUCUUUCACUGCCUCGCCAAGCUCCAUGUUGCCCCUAAUUUUAGAUAUUAAAGGUGUUUAGGUACAUGUUAGAUGUUCUUUGUCUCAAUUGCAUAGUUUGGUAGCUUCAUGCGACGGCUAUUUGGGCAACGGCAUGCAUGUUCUGUGGCUUGCGAUUAAUUUAUGCCCAAACUGUA
Messenger RNA from Amphibalanus amphitrite, 3583 nucleotides. Its product is annotated as zinc finger protein 341-like. NCBI's taxonomy places the organism in Eukaryota, Metazoa, Arthropoda, Thecostraca, Balanomorpha, Balanidae. Gene Ontology annotation, cellular component: nucleus. Gene Ontology annotation, molecular function: DNA-binding transcription activator activity, RNA polymerase II-specific; RNA polymerase II cis-regulatory region sequence-specific DNA binding. Gene Ontology annotation, biological process: regulation of transcription by RNA polymerase II. The record is from RefSeq and is a predicted model, not a curated record. Bases 79 to 2094 code for a protein of 671 amino acids. The transcript is spliced from 13 exons.